Molecule: messenger RNA, 570 nt
Organism: Anthostomella pinea
Lineage: Eukaryota; Fungi; Ascomycota; Sordariomycetes; Xylariales; Xylariaceae
Source: the annotation of a GenBank genome assembly
AUGGCGACCAACACCACCACCACCAACCCGACCUACGUCACCAGUAAGGUCGCCAGAAGCGACUUUCCUCUCAUCGACAAUGACCCACACUUCAAGAGGGUGAUGCGAUAUGCCCGACCAUCAGACUACGCGCAUGGUGUGGCGGCUGCCGCUGGAGGACCAACAUUGCUCUUCUUGAUGGAGAGGCUCGCGCCCUCACACGCCGGUCGGGGAGGCUUUGCACAGGCCAUGCGACUCACCGGUGUCAUCGGGGCCAUUGGUGGCUUCCUAUACUUCUACGAGCGCUCAGCCUUAAGAUUCUACGGCAUGCGCGAGAACGCCCGCGAGGUCGAGAUGGACAUGCAGGAGAUGGUGACCAAGGUCAAGGCCGGCGAGCCGCUGUACGGAGAGAGCAAGUUGACGCCGCACAUGCAGGGUGUCGCCGCGCGGCAGUCGCGAUACUCGGCUCUGUUCACGGCCGUCCUACCGUGGUUCAACUUCGUCAACCACAACCAGCACGGUGUCGACACCGCCAAAUACUACAGACGGGCGGAGCAAGAGUUGGAGGUCGAGAGACGGGGCACCGCGUAG